Messenger RNA from Pistacia vera, 1445 nucleotides. Its product is annotated as SUPPRESSOR OF GAMMA RESPONSE 1-like. Lineage: Eukaryota; Viridiplantae; Streptophyta; Magnoliopsida; Sapindales; Anacardiaceae. Gene Ontology annotation, biological process: regulation of DNA-templated transcription. Gene Ontology annotation, cellular component: nucleus. Gene Ontology annotation, molecular function: DNA-binding transcription factor activity; transcription cis-regulatory region binding. The record is from RefSeq and is a predicted model, not a curated record. Bases 34 to 1272 code for a protein of 412 amino acids. The transcript is spliced from 6 exons.
UCUCUUGAUCUAUGCCAAACAAGUCUCAAAUACAUGGCAGCCGAAAUAAAACCGGCAUGGUCCAAUAAGAGUUGGAUAGUUAACAGUAGAGCAAUUGCAAAGAAAGUGAGAAAUGCCACUCGAUCAUCUUCUCAACUAAUCAAAGACUGUGGAGCAAAUCGAGAAUGCCCAAAUUGCCAUUAUUGCAUUGAUAACAGUGAUUUUGUCCUUGUACAGGUCUCUCAAGAAUGGCCUGGCUUACCGGUUGGUGUGAAGUUUGAUCCAUCUGAUGUAGAGCUUGUACAACAUUUAGCUGCAAAAUGUGGUGUUGGAGACUCGAAGCCUCACAUGUUUAUUGAUGAGUUUAUUCCAACACUUGAGGGGGACCAAGGAAUUUGUUAUACCCAUCCAGAAAAUCUUCCAGGUGCUAAGAAAGAUGGAAGCAGUGUCCAUUUCUUUCACAGAACAAUGAAUGCUUAUUCUACUGGUCAAAGGAAGCGUCGUAAGAUCCACAAUCAACAUAGUUUAACUGAAGAUCAUGCGCGCUGGCACAAAACUGGUAAAACCAAAGCUGUGAUACAAAAUGGAGUGCAGAAGGGCUGCAAGAAAAUCAUGGUUCUUUAUAAGAGCUCAAAGAAGGGCAGCAAACCAGAUAAGGCCAAUUGGGUCAUGCAGCAGUACCAUCUGGGGACUGACGAAGAUGAAAAGGAUGGUGAAUAUGUGGUUUCUAAAAUUUACUAUCAGCAGCCGAAACAAAACGAAAAGGCUGAAGAUUGUCCAGUUAUUGAAGAUUCGGACAAUUUGGCACUUGAAACUAGUCCAAGGACCCCAAAUACAAAUCCUCCCAUUCCUCCGCGGCCAGAGAAAUCUUUAACAUGUGAUAAUGCUGCUGAUGGUAAUAUACUAACAUCACCUGUAAAGGCACCAGAGCAUAUUGUAGAAGCAUCGUCUGCCCCUUUACCUUCUGCUGUUAAGCCUGAGGACCAUCUAGGGAGCAUAACAUGGUUGGCGGGUGAAUCUCAGGAUGUUGACUAUCCUGAUUUGAAUUCCAUUGAAGAAUCUUUGUUAUGCAAGGAAGAAAACAUUUCUUCUGCUCUCUUAGAGAAUUCAGGAAUUAAUAAUGUCUCAUACACCGAUCUUUGGUACGACACAAAUAACAUGAAAGGGAACAACAGUGCACCCUGUGGAAUUUCUGAUCUCGAGAACCUAGAACUGGAUACUCCGCCAGAUUUUCAGCUCGAUCUACAGACGUUUUCUGGGGAGAGUAUUCUUGAUUGGUUAGACCGUUUCUGAAGAACUAAUAUGCAAGCCCUGACAAUAGAUUUCGAAGUUAUGUUUUCCCGGCCCUGGCUGAAGUUGUUUUCUUCACUAACAUUUUCUUCAGCGGCAAAGAAUCAAUUGCUCUUUUCGAGGGAGUUCUCUAUACAGUUCAUGAAUCCAAGGACUCCACAAAGCUUGCGGCAGAU